CCCAUAUGCAUAAUGAUAAUAAUUUCUAUCUCAAUUAGACAAACCACCACCACCAUUCCUCCAAAAAAUUGAAGCUUACGUUUAUAUAUAACAGCAACCUACGGUCCAAAAGAGCAAGGAAAAAGAAAUCUCAGUUGCUAGUAUAUUUUUUUUUUCAUGAUCAUAAAUAAUAUGGGUGGUUCAUCUUCCUCGACCGGGCUCUGCCUGCUGCUGAGUUUGCUGAUUCACAGCUCCAUCUUCUUCUUCGUGGCUUCCCAGAGCACGACAGCGGCGGUUGAAGGGACGGUUGUCAUCAAUGGAAGCUCGAGAAUCGGGAGGACGAACCCAAAUUUCAUAUGUGCAACUCUCGACUGGUGGCCGCCGGAGAAAUGUGACUAUGGAACUUGCAGCUGGGGAAGAGCUUCUCUUCUUAACCUGGAUCUUACCAACCCUCUGUUACUCAACGCCAUUAAAGGUACACAAGGAAUAAUUUGCAGAGUGAAGAACAGAGCAUAACAGGCUGUGCCUUGAUUCCUUAUUUUUAUAAUUUUUUUUUUAUUUGUUUUUUUGUUCAACAUUUCCAGCCUUCUCUCCUCUGAAGAUCAGAUUGGGGGGUACCCUACAAGAUAAGGUCAUAUACGAGACUCAACAACAGGCUUGCCCAGCUUCCUUCAUCAAGAGCUCUUCAGAAAUGUUUGGCUUCUCCCAGGGCUGCUUGCCCAUGUCGAGAUGGGACGAACUCAACUCUUUCUUCAGGAAAGCUGGGUACAAUACAGUAACCAUACACUUCCCCCUUUCUGCAAGUUCAACAUUGUCGACGAAGUCAUUUGCACGACUCAGAUCGUUCAACUUGGUGCUGCAUUUUUGAGAAUGCAGGGCAGCGAUUGUAUUCGGGUUAAACGCGCUGAACGGUAGGACAAUAGCUUCUGAUGGUUCAGCAGCAGGAGCGUGGAACUCGAGCAAUGCGGAGGCUCUGAUAAGACAUACCGUGAACAAAAAAUUCACCAUCUUUGGUUGGGAGCUCGGGAAUGAGCUUAGUGGGAGCGGAAUUGGGACCAGUGUGGCCCCAGACCAGUACGCAUCUGAUAUAACCAACCUGCACGAUAUCGUGAGGAGAACUUAUGCGAGGUUCGGGAAGAGGAUGAAGAAGCCACUGGUUUUGGCACCUGGAGGGUUUUACGACGCGAAUUGGCUCACACAGUUCAUAAAUAAAACACCUAAGAACUCCCUUCAGGUUGUCACUCAUCAUAUCUAUAACCUGGGACCAGGUAUUGUUGGAACAGAAGAGUUGACCAUCCCUGAGCCUAGUUAUUUGAUUUCAUUCGUCUUUUACUCCACAUACAGUAUUUUUCUGAAAGUUCACUAUGGAAAUCAGGUGUUGAUACUCACUUGGUUGACAAGAUUCUGGAUCCAUCGUACCUCGAUGGUGGCUCGUCGCCUUUCAGUGGACUGCAAGGAAUCUUGAAGACCACAGGGAGUUCAGCUGUUGCUUGGGUUGGUGAGGCCGGUGGUGCCUACAACAGCGGUCAUAAUCUAGUCACGAAUGCAUUUGUGUUCAGUUUCUGGUACCUGGAUCAGCUAGGAAUGGCGGCAUCCUACAACACCAAAACUUACUGUAGGCAGUCACUGAUUGGAGGGAAUUAUGGCCUGCUCAACACUACCACCUUCGUUCCGAACCCAGAUUACUACAGUGCACUGCUGUGGCACCGUUUGAUGGGAACAAAGGUGCUUUCCACGAGCUUCUCUGGAACCAAGAAAAUACGUGCUUAUGCUCACUGUUCAAAGGAAUCUCAAGGAAUCACAUUACUUUUGAUCAACCUUGACAGUAACACGACAGCUAAUGUGCGUGUUUCUACUGAAAAUGCCAUGACUGUUCGGACAGCUCGGCGACAUCACCAAAAUCGAAGAUCAAAAUUCACUAGGAUGUCAAGCGGUUCCAAAGCUAAUGCACAUGCAAGAGAGGAAUACCACUUGACCGCUAAUGGUAAUGAUUUACACAGUCAGACAGUACUUCUGAACGGGAAAGUACUUGCAGUGAAUAAUACAUCUGGAUCUAUACCUCUUCUGGAACCGGUUCAGGCCAGACUUUCGGACCCAAUAACCAUUGCACCUUUCUCUAUUGUAUUUGCUCACAUUGCCAAUGUAACCGUUCCAGCCUGUAAGUAAAAAGUUGAAUAAGACUGAAAUUGUUCUGUUUAACAGUUGUAUCUCUUCCUGAAAUGUCAAUUCAAAGCCUGG
Molecule: messenger RNA, 2217 nt
Organism: Linum tenue
Lineage: Eukaryota; Viridiplantae; Streptophyta; Magnoliopsida; Malpighiales; Linaceae
Source: the annotation of a GenBank genome assembly